Vitis vinifera (wine grape) is the source of this 3678-nucleotide messenger RNA. RefSeq lists its product as uncharacterized. The transcript is spliced from 5 exons. Bases 618 to 3488 code for a protein of 956 amino acids. Gene Ontology annotation, biological process: regulation of defense response to fungus. The record is from RefSeq and is a predicted model, not a curated record. Lineage: Eukaryota; Viridiplantae; Streptophyta; Magnoliopsida; Vitales; Vitaceae.
CUUUACUUUUAUCAAAAACCAGCUAGCAUUUCACUUUGCUAAAGCCUGUUCACACUCCACAUACAAUGGGUGGAAAGCGAAAACGACGACGUUUCAAAGUUUUCCCCCAAAUCUAACAGCAUUGUUGUUAUGCGCUUUGUAUUCAUUUUCCCGUCAGCACUGUGAUCUUUCUCUUUAUUUUCCAGGAAAAUGUCGGAAAUCGAGUCUCCCUUAUUCCUUCCCUCCAAACUUUCCCUUUUAUCGGGAAUCGCAGAUUCUUAGGCUAUGUAACUUUUCUCUCUCCACUAUCUCUAUCUUGAAAAAAAAAAGAAGGAAAAAUAUAAGUUUGUUCGUUUGCGUGUUUGUUUGUUUGUUUGUUCCGCGAGAAAAAUGUGUGAGCUUCAGAACCUCUGAGCUUACGACAGGCGAAGGUCGAAGUGACACUCGAACGCCUCUUAGAUUUCUAGGGCUAAGUCCUGUUUCUGGUCGUGCUUCUCGUGAAUGUGAUUUUUUUUUUUUUUUUUUUUUUUAAAGUUUUUUGUUUUUAUUGGCGACGAAAAAGAGAAGGCAUUUUUGUUUUUCCUUAUGGUGUGAAAGGGGAAAAUUUAGCUGUGUCCCCGAUUUGGGUUGUUUUGGAAAUGGCUGAGGGGUCGAAAGUGAGGGUAGUUCGCUGCCCUAAGUGCGAAAAUCUUCUGCCGGAGCUCCCAGAUUACCCCGUGUACCAGUGUGGUGGCUGUGGUGCUGUUCUUCGUGCAAAGAAGAAGGCACCUUCAAAUGAUGCUUUAUCUGAGAAAUCUGAUGAUGAGAAUGGCAGGGGGGUUUCUGAGAAAUUGGAGAGUUUGUCAGAGAAGGGGGCUGUUAGUUUAGGUAGCUGCUCUGAGACUGAGAAGGAGAGUGAUGGGGUUGAACAUGGUAGGAAAAAAGAGAGUGUUUUGGGGGAAAAACCCGAAAAUUUAAUUAGUUCUUCCGUAUCAAGGACAGAAAAUAGAGAGAUUGUGAAUGGUCAUGAUAUGAAUAUGAAAAGGGAAGCCAUGGGUUUGAGGGUUGAUCGAAGCAGUGAAGAUAGGGAGGUGGAUUAUGUUGAGAAAUAUCAAAGAUUUUCAAAACCCCCAAUUGAUAAGUGGGUUCAUGGAGGUGAUGAGGACAGGAAUCAGAAAAUGAGCAAGUUGGGUGGAGAAAAACAAGUUGAAGAAACUGCAAGUCGAAAUGGGAAUGCAGCCGGGUCGCUGAAGUCAAGUGUAGUUGCAGAUGGAUGGGGUGUGGGCAGAGAGGAGUUGGGGGCAUUUCGAAGGAACUCCAGGGAACAGGGGAGAUUUUCAACUUCACCAUAUCCUGAUGAGGGGCCUUCAAACUUUCACCCGGGUUCCUUUUAUGGUUAUGGUCAGCCUAUGAAACAUCAUGACAACAUUGGUGGCCCUAAUAGAGCUGAGAAUUUAGAGCAGGAUAGGGUUGAGCUCCUGAGAAAGCUGGAUGAAUUGAAGGAUCAACUCAGCAGAUCAUGUGCUGUGGAAGACAAACCAAGGGAAAGGGUUCCUAUCGAUGGAAGGAUGGCUCCCCUGGAUCCUUAUGGCAGGCAUGAUGCUUAUGCUCCAGAAUGCCCUUCUAGAAUGAGUCGGGGUUUGAUGCAGCCUUUUGCCCCAGACAAGCAUGUCAGGGAGCCACCUUAUUUCAGUCAUGGUCAUGGAUCUGUUCCUUUUAUGAAUGGUCAUGAUAUGGAUAUGCAGAGCUUUUAUCCUCCUGCAAGGCAUGUCCCUGAUGAGAUUCCUGGGUAUGAGGAUCCGUUUCAGCCACAAGUGCUGCGGAGGGCUACCACCCAUCAGCCACCGCACCAAUACUUGCAAAGACCAUAUCAUGAAUACUUUUCGGGACGGUACAUGGAAUACAAUCAAGAUCCCUUUGCAUCAUAUCACGAGACCUUUUUUCACCAGCCUGCAUGCUCUUGUGUACGCUGCUGCAACAAGAAUUGGCAAGUCCCUCCACAAGUGCCACCCACUACUUUCGGGAAAAGAAGGUUUCCGAUUGAAUCAAAAAAUCCCAAUUUUUACCAUCAUGUGAAUCCUCCUACAUUUGGUUCCCGGGGUUAUAAUCCUAGAGGCUCCAAUCCUCCAUCGCAUCCUCGUGAUCCACAGCCCCACACAAGAUGGCCAAGUGACAUUGAUUCAGACAUUGGUGGUUUUUCUCAGUACCGUCCAAGAAGAGUGGUGGUAGCUCAUGGGAAUAGACGGCUUUGCCAUCCCAUAGUGGGUGGUGCCCCAUUCAUAACCUGCUAUAAUUGCUUUGAGUUGCUGAAAGUGCCUAGAAAAUUUAUGCUGAUGGAUAAGAAUCAGCGGAAACUGCAGUGUGGAGCCUGCUCUUGUGUAAACUUUCUCGAGGUUGAGAACAAGAAGGUUAUUGUUUCUGUUCCAACACAAAUGAAGCGGAGAUCUCCUGAUGCUGAUGACGGCUCUUGUGAAGUACUGGAUCAUUACCAUCGAAGUUCUCAUGCCCAUUUGAAUGUUGGUGGCACAAACUCCGAUGAUUUUGAUACUUCUGGUUAUAACUUUCAGUCCAUUGAUACCGAGCCCAAUCUACCAUCAAAGGACUGUAUAUUGAUAGGUGAAGCAGCAAAGAGGCAGGGUCUUCUUUCUUCAUCUCCCAGUUCUACUGAGGAUGAGGAAAGCCCGGAUAGCAUGAUUGGUCAGAGAGACAUUUCCAGCUCUGCUGAGUUGCCCUUGAAAGAAGAUGUGUCCCCACCACUUCUGGCUUCACCCCUACAGGAGAAUUUUGAUUAUUCUUCUAACCAUGCAAUGAGCAGGCAUGGGAAGGGAAACAAGAGUAAACGUACAGAUGAAGAGAAGGUGAUCCUGAAUAAGGCCACCUCUCGACAGAAUUCUGUGAAAGAUGCUGCAGUGGCAACUGAGAUGGAAGUUUGUUUCAACGAAUAUCUAAAUACUGGUUUGUCUCAAGAAUCUGUAGAGGUGAGCAAAGAUGAAGAUCGGCCUAAGAACAACAAGGGAAGCGAUUCCUUUUUUGCAGGUCUCAUCAAGAAGAGCUUCAGAGACUUCACAAGGUCUAAUCACAGUAUGGACAAUUCCAAACCCAAGGUUUCUGUGAAUGGACAACCCAUACCAGAGCGUGCUGUUAAAAAGGCUGAAAAGCAAGCUGGCCCAGUUCAUCCUGGAGAAUACUGGUAUGAUUUUCGUGCUGGAUUCUGGGGAGUAAUGGGGCAGCCUUGCCUUGGCAUAAUUCCUCCAUUUAUUGAAGAAUUCAACUGCUCCAUGCCUGAGGACUGUUCCUCUGGAAACACAGGUGUUUUUGUAAAUGGCCGAGAGCUUCAUCAGAAAGACCUGGAUUUGCUGGCAAGCCGAGGACUACCAACCACCAGAGACAAGUCCUACAUUAUUGAAAUAUCCGGGAGAGUUCUUGAUGAAGACACUGGUGAAGAACUAGAUAGCCUCGGCAAACUUGCUCCCACAGUCGAGAAACUAAAGUGCGGAUUCGGCAUGAAGGUUCCACGCGCAGUUGUCUGAUGAAUGAGCUUGAUUAGAGGCAAUCAUCUAAUAUAACUAGAUGCUUGACGUUGGUUGUGAGUAACCUUGUGUUUAUGAUCUCUGCAUCCAAUAUUGGAGUCAUCCUUGUUUUGUUUGUAACAAAUGUGUCUUUGGCCUUUGUAACAACAUUAUUUCCAUGAAAUUAGUUAGGUGUUCAUAUUUUUGGAUC